AUGUCUUCGUCCGUUCAUUUCAAGUUCAAGUCCUCGAAAGAACCCUCACGGGUCACUUUCGAUGGCACUGGUAUUUCGGUCUUUGAACUCAAAAGAGAGAUUAUCAGCCAAAGUAGAUUGGGCGACGGAAGCGACUUUGAGCUGUCAAUCUACAACGAAGACACCAGAGAGGAAUAUGACGAUGAUACCACCAUUAUCCCUCGUUCGACAUCCGUGAUCGCUCGCAGACUUCCCGCUGCACGCCCUGGCAAGGGAGGUGCUGCCCGCUAUGUCUCCGGCAAAAUGCCCGUCAACGCCCGUAUUGGCACGAGCCAGCCCUCAACGAGCCGAGCUAUACCCGGAACUGGACAGUCCGUCAACAACAAUGUCCUCGAACUCAACAAUGCUCAGACGGAAGAGGAGAAGAUCAAUGCGCUGUUCAACUUGCAGGCCAGUCAAUGGCAGGAACAACAGAAUGAGAUGGCAAAUGCAACACCCGUACAAAUGCCCCGUGGCAGAGGAAAACCCCUCAAUGUCCCAGAUCAUCCUCCUCCACCUGGAUAUCUUUGCUACCGUUGCCGAGAGAAAGGCCACUGGAUUCAAGCUUGCCCUACGAACAAUGACCCCAAAUUUGAUGGGAAAUACAGGGUCAAGCGAUCAACUGGUAUUCCACGCUCCCUUCAAACCAAGGUUGAGAAACCAGAAUCGUUGGCACCCGAUGGCUCCACCGAAGAAGCAAGGAAUACGGGGGUCAUGGUGAAUGCCGAUGGUGAUUUUGUUAUUGCAAAGCCAGAUAAAGCAGCCUGGGAGUUGUAUCAAGAGAAGGCCAAGGCAUCGGCGGCUGCCGCUGCCGAAGCAGCAGCAGCGGAGGAAAGCAAAGCAUUGCAAGCUCGGGGCCUGGAAUGCCCAAUUGACAAGAGGAUGUUCUUAGAUCCAACAAAGACUCCGUGUUGUGAAAGGACUUAUUGCAAUGACUGUAUUUCCAAUGCUCUGAUUGAAAGUGACUUUGUUUGCCCUGGAUGCUCUACAGAGGGCGUGCUGCUUGAUAAUCUUACCCCAGACGAUGAAUCUGCCUCCAAGAUCAAGGUAUAUGAAGCUGAAAAGGCAGAAGCCAAGAAAGAGAAAGAAAAGCAACAUAUCGCCCAGGCCGGUCAGACUGGCACACCUGUGCCUGAGUCGGAGUCAGAGGGCAAGCCCAAGUCAGUGAAGGAACAGAGUCCGUCCAACCAAGCAGAAGAUACAACCCCCCCACAAUCAAAGAAGCGCCCGGCCGAGGAUGAACCCACCCAGGACGAAGCUCCAGGUUCCGAUUCGGGUAAUGCAGCGAAGAAACAGAAGUCAGACGACCAAACAGAUACCCCCGGAGAGGAAAAUGGUGCCCAGGAUGACGCCUCCGGCGCCCCAGCCGCCCCCGGCAACUUCAACCCCGCAAUGCCCUUCAACGGCUUUGGACCAAUGCAGGGCAUGCCUAUGAUGCCAUUCCCGGGACCUGGGUUUGGCAAUGACCCUAUGAACUUCAUGAACCCAAUGGCCAUGGCUGCCGCCAGUGGAUUCCCCAAUGGCAUGAACCCUGGAUGGAACCCCAUGAACAUGCCCUUCAACCCUGCAAUGUUCGAUCAGAACACUGGAAUGCCCAAUGGAUUUCCCAAUAUGUUCAACGGUGACCCAUCCAUGAUGUUUCCUAUGCAGAACCAGAACCAGAACGGAUUCCAGGGACAAGGUUCUGGAAUGAACAAUUUCUCCAACCAACAACGAACUGCAUUCAGCACCCCAUAUUCCCGCGAAGAGGAUUCCCCUUAUUUCCGACAACCUGUGAACCCCCAGCGCCAUCAGGCUCGGAACCGACGUGUUCGACCCAGUGACUACCGGGAAUUAUGA
Molecule: messenger RNA, 1857 nt
Organism: Penicillium salamii
Lineage: Eukaryota; Fungi; Ascomycota; Eurotiomycetes; Eurotiales; Aspergillaceae
Source: the annotation of a GenBank genome assembly